AUGGUGGGGGACCCGGCUUCUGCUGCUAUAAAUAACCAUCGUCGAACUAUUCCAUUCCAUCCUUCUCAAAGCAUAGACUCAUUCUACAUUCUACUGUUCUUGCUCGCUGCUAGUCUUGCUCAUUUCAGAAAAUGGCUAACGUGCUACACAAGCUUGCAAAUAUUUGAACAUCCAAUCCAAGACAUGUUGAAGACUCUUAGGGAAUUGUCCGGUUCACCGGGAUACUGCGUGGAAAUUGGAAUUGGAUCAUGGGAUUCUUUGACGAAGCCCAUGUUAGAACAGUCAGCUAUUGCCUGUGAGAAGGUAAAGAAUAUGAAUGAUCUGCGAGAUGGCUACAACAUUGUGGGACUUUCUCAGGGAAACUUAAUUGCUAGAGGAAUAAUUGAGUUCUGUGAUGACGCACCUCUGGUAAAAACUAGAUAUAUAUUACUGUUAAAUUCAAGAACUCUUGACACUGUUAAGAACUUAAUAUCACUGGGAGGUCCACAUGCUGGUAUCGCUUCGUUUCCAUUUUGUGGACACAAGAUAGUAUGCACCAUUGUUGAUUUUAUACUCCGAAUGGGGAUCUACACCCCGUGGCUUACUUACCUUGUUUUCUUGUUGAAUGUUUUGGUGCAGCGAAUUCUGGGUCCCAGUGGCUAUGUAAAAAUACCAACAGAUAUAGCUGACUACAGAAAAGGUUGUGAGUUCCUUCCAAAGCUUAAUAAUGAAAUUGCUGAUGAGAGGAAUUCCACCUACAAGCAACGAUUUGCUAGCUUAGAGAAUUUGGUUCUCAUUAUGUUUACAAAGGAGGAAAUUUUAGUACCAAAGGAAACGGCAUUGUUUGGUUAUUAUCCAGAUGGAGCCUUGCAUCCCGUUUUACCCAUGCAACAGACUAAGCUCUACAUUGAAGAUUGGAUCGGUUUGCGAACUCUUGACGAAGCUGGGAAAGUUAAAUUGGUUAAUGUAUCGGGAGGGCAUCUGAUUAUGUCUCGAAGAGACAUUGAAACUUAUGUAGUGCCCUAUUUAAAACAUUAA
Molecule: messenger RNA, 1017 nt
Organism: Sphenostylis stenocarpa
Lineage: Eukaryota; Viridiplantae; Streptophyta; Magnoliopsida; Fabales; Fabaceae
Source: the annotation of a GenBank genome assembly